Molecule: messenger RNA, 584 nt
Organism: Medioppia subpectinata
Lineage: Eukaryota; Metazoa; Arthropoda; Arachnida; Sarcoptiformes; Oppiidae
Source: the annotation of a GenBank genome assembly
AUUCGCUGCAAAUGCCGGAACUGUUGCGACGAUAUCCGCCCGAAGACCACUCGGACUUCGCGCUCCCGCCGGACGUCGUGUUCUUCUGUCAGCCCGAGGGCUGUGUCAGCGCUUCCUAUCGGCGAACGUCUCAACGCGACACCAAUUCCUUCGUCUUCGCGCUCACAGAGAAGGACACGUCGCGCGUCAGAUACGGCAUUUGCGUCAACUUCUACCGCACGGUCGCGCGGCGGUCGGCGCCGGCGGCGGCUGAGGAGCGGAAGUGCCACAAAUGCCUUUCUCUGGUCUCGUUCUGCAUCAUCUCUCAUCACCCGUUCUUCUCGUCGUUCCGCGAAUGCCUUCAAGUCCUCAAACGCAUGGUUCUCGCCUUUCAGCACUCGAACCUCGACCGACGCCACAAGCGAGACCCGAUCUGGCAGUUGCUGACGACGCGCGUCACUCCUGGCGACGCAUCCUUCGCGCCGCAAGUGAUUCUCGAUUUCCGCGAAGUAGAAACUUGGUGUUUGAAGCUGCUGUCCUGUCCCGUUCCCGUUCCCGGCAAGACCAAGCUCGAGCUGGAGGUCGUGUCCCGCGAGAUGCGCGCG